CCCCGGAGAAGCGUUGCACAAGCCCGGACACACAGUUACUGCGACUCGGCAGUCCCCCCGGUAUCACGAAAGCGGCCGACCGCAGCGAGAGGAAUCCGCGUUAAGUCUCUUCCUCGCCUUGUCUGGACACAGACCAGCAUUUCUCCCCUUUCUCCUCGACUAAAUCGGACGGAAAACGAAGCGGCCAGCAACUGCAGGAAUAUCUCCUCGUGUCUGCCCGGAUAUUUCCUACCGAAAUGGACGGAUUCGCCGGCAGUUUGGAUGACAGCAUCUCGGCAGCGAGUGCGUCGGACGUGCAGGACCGUCUCUCGUCCCUGGAGCUGCGGGUGCAGCAGCAGGAGGAUGAGAUCACCGUGAUGAAGGCCGCGCUGGCCGACGUGCUGCGGCGCCUGGCGCUGUCCGAGGACACGGCCGCCACCAAGAAACAGACCAGCAGCAAAGGACAGAACCCCCUACGCGAGGCCUACUCCAUGUCCUGUAUCACCAAUGGCAGCUCCAGCAGCCGCAAACCAAGUCACAGAGACGGUUCCUCUGUAUCCGUCGCCCGGAAAGAGACCGUCUCCUCUGCAGCCAAGAGUGGUCCAGAGAAAAAGAAGGACAAGCCUCAGAUGGAGGGGAUCAAGGAGAAGGAGGAGCCACAGGCUAACGAUAAACCUCCAGCCAGCCCCCAGGCGCCAUCCCCCUCCAGCUACCCCCCUUCCCCCCACCCCCCUCAGUCACAGAGGCAGUCCCAGGAGAGCAAGAGCUCCAGUCCAAUCAAAAGAGGCCACAGCACCAAGCGGGGGUCGGGCAUGGAGCGCUCGCAGAGCAGCACGUGGGAGAGCGGGGAGGACAGCAGGAACAAGCUGGUGAAGGCGGCCUCCACGUCCAAGCUGCUGGCCAAGGUGGUGAAGAACGCCGAGAAGCACAAAGACCCAGUGAUCAGCCAAGCCAAAAUGUCAACUAGAGAAAAAAACAGCCAAGAGGGGGACUACAUUAAGAUGUUCAUGAGGGGACGUCCCAUCACCAUGUUCAUCCCGUCGGACGUGGAGAACUACGAGGACAUCCGGACGGAGCUGCCACCGGAGAGACUGAAGCUGGAGUGGGUGUACGGCUACAGGGGUCGCGACUGCAGGGCGAACGUGUACCUGCUGCCCACGGGAGAGAUGGUGUACUUCAUCGCCUCAGUGGUCGUGCUCUUCAACUACGAGGAGAGGACGCAGCGCCACUACCUGGGCCACACCGACUGCGUAAAAUGCCUGGCGAUCCACCCUGACAAGAUCCGCAUUGCGACCGGGCAGCUCGCCGGCGUGGACAAGGACGGUCGGCCCCUGCAGCCCCACGUCAGGGUGUGGGACUCGGUCAGCCUGUCCACCCUGCAGGUCAUCGGCCUGGGCACCUUCGAGAGGGGUGUCGGCUCGCUCUCCUUCUCCAAAGCCGACUCAGGUAUCCACCUGGGCGUGAUUGACGACUCUAAUGAGCAUAUGCUGACCGUCUGGGACUGGAAUAAGAAAUCCAAGAUAGCAGAAAUUAAGACCACGAAUGAAGUGGUGCUAGCAGUGGAGUUUCACCCCACGGACGCCAACACCAUUGUCACCUGCGGCAAGUCCCACGUCUUCUUCUGGACCUGGAGUGGUACCUCGCUGGCACGCAAGCAGGGCAUCUUUGGGAAAUACGAGAAGCCGAAGUUCGUACAGUGCCUGGCGUUCCUCAACAAUGGGGACAUUCUCACAGGCGACUCUGGGGGCAUAAUGCUGGUGUGGAGCCGCAGCACGGUGGAGCCUGCCCCGGGGAAGGGGCCGAAAGGUGUGUACCAGAUCAGCAGUCAGAUCAAGGCCCACGACGGCAGCCUGUUCACUCUGUGCCAGAUGAGGAAUGGCACUCUGCUGACAGGAGGGGGAAAGGACCACAAGAUCAUCCUGUGGGACCACGACCUGAGCCCAGAGAGAGAGAUCGAGGUCCCUGACCAAUACGGAACCAUUCGUGCUGUGGCCGAGGGGAAGGGGGAGGAAUUUUUGGUGGGCACAUCGCGAAACUUCAUCCUGAGGGGGACGUUUAAUGAUGGUUUCCAGGUUGAAGUGCAGGGUCACACAGACGAGCUUUGGGGGCUGGCCACGCACCCCUUCAAGGACCUGUUCCUCACUUGCGCUCAGGACCGACAGGUGUGCCUGUGGAACUCUGUGGACCACUCGCUGGAAUGGACCAGGCUUCUGGAUGAGCAUGGACACUGUGCAGACUUCCACCCCAGUGGUGCAGUCGUGGCUAUCGGGACUCACUCAGGAAAGUGGUACGCUCUCGAUGCUGAGACGAGGGACCUGGUCGCCAUCCACACCGACGGGAACGAGCAGCUGUCUGUCAUGCGCUACUCCGUUGAUGGCACCCUGCUGGCAGUGGGAUCACAUGACAACUUCAUUUACCUCUACACCGUGUCGGAGAAUGGCAGGAAGUACAGCAGAUACGGGAAGUGCACUGGACAUUCCAGCUACAUCACACAUCUUGACUGGUCCCCCGACAACAAGUUCAUCAUGUCCAACUCAGGCGACUAUGAAAUCCUUUACUGGGACAUUCCAAAUGGCUGCAAGCUGAUCCGGAAUCGCUCGGAGUGCAAGGACAUUGACUGGGCCACAUAUACCUGCGUGCUGGGAUUCCACGUCUUCGGGGUGUGGCCGGAGGGUUCGGACGGGACAGAUAUCAACGCUCUGAUGAGGUCCCACAACAGGAAAGUGAUCGCGCUGGCUGAUGACUUCUGCAAAGUCCACCUCUUCCAGUACCCCUGCUCCCGACCCAAGGCCCCAAGCCACAAGUACAGCGCCCACAGCAGUCACGUGACCAACGUGAGCUUCCUGCACAGUGACAGUCACCUGGUGUCCACAGGCGGCAAGGACACCAGCAUUAUGCAGUGGCGACUGGUGGAGAAGACCCCCUCCAUACAGCCGAGCGAGAGCCUCACCCUUGGAGAGGGGCUGCUUCAAAACUCCACCCCCCGGGGUGGGGCCCCACCACCUAUUCAGACACCCACACCCACAGAGCCCACCGCGCCCGCCUUGGCCUCCCCCCAAACGGAGUCCAUCCCGGCCAACGCACCCUCCUCCGAAACGGAGUCCCUCCCGCCCGGCUUAACGUCCCCCUCCACGGAGACCGCCCCACCUCCUUUGACCUCCCCGCCUACGGGCAACACCACCCCUCCUCCCACGCCCACUGAGCCCACCCCCAAUGGACAGCAGCAGAGCUCCCCAGAAACCCCUCCCCCCUCCGACACCACCCCGCCCCCCACUGAUAGCACGCUGAGCCCCAAGGACAGCCUGGAUCCUAGCGACGACACGGCCACGCCGAGUGACGAGUACAUGCCAUCCACUCCCUCAUAAGAACCUGAGCCAGAGCCCAGAUUUCACUCUCUAUCCUGCUCUGAGCUCCCCCUGGAGGCUGUGAGGCGUAACUGCGCUCUCCAGGGGAGUGCAACGUGGGUUUAUUUUCAGGUUCUCUUUGUUUUGUUUUUUUUUUCGUUUGUUUUGAAGUCAUUGUUAAUUUCCAGAUUGGUAGGAGAAAAUGAGGGGUAUGGUCAGAGAAGGCUGGAAGGCUUAGUGUUGUGUUUUACAGGUUCAGUUGAAGGGCAAAGGGUUAGAGAAAUGAACAGCCCUACUAUCACAGAAGAUGCAGUUGAUAAAAAUGAAAGCUUGGAGAAAAGACAGACACAAAACCCACACAGACACUAACAUAU
Messenger RNA from Megalops cyprinoides (Indo-Pacific tarpon), 3697 nucleotides. It is a transcript of the gene eml4, whose product is annotated as echinoderm microtubule-associated protein-like 4. Bases 237 to 3344 code for a protein of 1035 amino acids. Gene Ontology annotation, cellular component: mitotic spindle. Gene Ontology annotation, biological process: microtubule cytoskeleton organization. Gene Ontology annotation, molecular function: microtubule binding. The record is from RefSeq and is a predicted model, not a curated record. NCBI's taxonomy places the organism in Eukaryota, Metazoa, Chordata, Actinopteri, Elopiformes, Megalopidae. The transcript has 24 exons.